AUGGCGGCUCCUGCACCGCCCCAGGGCUCUCUGCGCCAGCGCAAUGCUGCCUCAGUCAAAAAGCCGACCGACGCGGCUGCUGCCCACGACAAUCAAGAACUCGACAAACUCGUCAAGGCGGCCAAAGCCCACAAGAAGACCGGUAUUGAAUGGGACCACAGCAUUGCGCUGACUGUCAUGACGGUCCUCGGUUUCAUUACCCGUUUCUGGGGCAUUAGCCACCCCAACGAGGUCGUCUUUGACGAGGUUCACUUUGGCAAGUUUGCUUCCUACUAUCUCGAACGCACAUACUUCUUCGAUGUCCACCCGCCCUUUGCCAAGCUCCUCUUCGCCUUCAUGGGCUGGCUCGUCGGCUACAACGGCCACUUCAAGUUUGAAAACAUUGGCGACUCGUACAUUGACAACAAGGUGCCCUACGUCGCCUUCCGCGCCCUUCCUGCCAUCCUCGGCGCCCUCACCGUCUCCGUCACCUACCUCAUCAUGUGGGAGUCCGGCUACAGCGUGCCAGCCUGCCUCGUCGCCACCGUCCUCGUCCUCCUCGACAACGCCCACAUUGGCCAGACGCGCCUCAUCCUGCUCGACGCCACCCUCAUCCUCGCCAUGGCCUGCAGCAUGCUCUGCUACAUCAAAUUCUACAAGCAGCGUCACGAGCCCUUUGGCCGCAAGUGGUGGAAGUGGCUUAUCUUUACCGGCUUCGCACUCUCCUGCGACAUGUCCACCAAGUACGUCGGUACCUUUGCCUUUGUCGCCAUUGGCUCCGCCGUCAUCAUCGACCUCUGGGAACUGCUCGACAUCAAGCGUGUUGGCGGCGCGCUCACCCUGCCCGUCUACGCCAAGCAUUUUUCCGCGCGCGCCCUCGGCCUCAUCAUCAUGCCAUUCAUCUUUUACCUCUUCUGGUUUCAAGUUCACUUUAGCAUCCUGAGCCGCUCCGGCCCCGGCGACGACUUCAUGACCCCAGAGUUUCAGGAAACCCUGAGCGAUAAUAUCAUGCUCGCCAACGCCGUCGAUAUUCAGUACUAUGACAGCAUCACCAUCCGCCACAAGGAGACCAAGGCCUACCUCCAUAGUCACCCCGAAAACUACCCGCUUCGCUACGACGACGGCCGCGUCUCUAGCCAGGGCCAGCAGGUCACCGGAUACCCUUUCAACGACACCAACAACUACUGGCAGAUUAUCCCUUCCAGCGACGACAAGAAGACGGGCGUCAACGUUCUCAACAAUGCCGUCGUGCGCCUCAAGCACGUGUCUACCGACACUAUCCUGCUCUCCCAUGACGUCGCCUCACCUUACUACCCGACCAACCAGGAAUUCACCACCGUGUCCAUCGAGGAUGCUUUUGGCACCCGCGCAAACGACACGCUCUUUGAGAUUCGCAUCGAGCACGGCAAGGCCAACCAAGAGUUCAAAACGGUCGCCGGCCAUUUCAAGCUGAUUCACUUCCCCAGCAAGGUCGCCAUGUGGACGCACACCAAGCCCCUACCUGAGUGGGCUCACAAGCAGCAGGAGAUCAAUGGCAACAAGCAGGUGCCCCCCAGCUCUAACGUCUGGAUCGCCGAGGACAUCCCCUCGCUCGACCCUCAGGACGCUCGACGUGAGAAGGUCGCUCGCAAGGUCAAGCACAUGCCGUUCCUACAAAAGUACUUUGAGCUACAGCGCGCCAUGUUCUACCACAAUAGCAAAUUGACCAGCAGCCACCCCUACGCCAGCCACCCCUACCAGUGGCCCCUCCUGCUACGCGGUGUCAGUUUCUGGACCCAGAACGAUACGCGUCAACAAAUCUACUUUGUUGGCAACCCCCUCGGCUGGUGGUUCGCCAGCGGUCUCCUCGCCAUCUAUGCUGGCAUUGUCCUCGCCGACCAGAUUUCUCUCCGCCGCGGCAUCGACGCACUGGAUCGCCGCACCCGCUCCAAGCUCUACAACUCGACUGGUUUCUUCUGGCUUUGUUGGGCCACCCACUACUUUCCCUUCUUCCUGAUGGGCCGUCAGCUCUUCUUGCAUCACUACCUGCCCGCGCAUCUCGCCUCGUGUCUGGUGGCCGGCGCCCUCGUCGAGUUUGUCUUCACCACUGGCGCGGCCCCUGGCACCGACAGGCCGGGCCAGAAGCACCUCACCGCCAAGGAGCGCUUUGGGGGUCAGAGCCUCAUCGGCGUCUGGAUAGCCUCGGGAGUUAUCACUGCCGUUAUUGCCGGCGGCUGGUAUUUUUUCCUGCCGCUGACAUAUGGCUACCCCGGCCUGUCCGUCUCCGAGGUGCUAGCGAGAAAGUGGCUCAACUACGACCUGCACUUUGCCAAAUAG
Messenger RNA from Cordyceps militaris CM01, 2295 nucleotides. Its product is annotated as protein O-mannosyl-transferase 1. The coding region runs from base 1 to 2295 and encodes 764 amino acids. The record is from RefSeq and is a predicted model, not a curated record. The transcript is spliced from 3 exons. Gene Ontology annotation, molecular function: dolichyl-phosphate-mannose-protein mannosyltransferase activity. Lineage: Eukaryota; Fungi; Ascomycota; Sordariomycetes; Hypocreales; Cordycipitaceae. Gene Ontology annotation, biological process: protein O-linked glycosylation via mannose. Gene Ontology annotation, cellular component: membrane; endoplasmic reticulum.